AUGGAGGCCCAUCGGAUCCGGAAGCACCGAGUUGUCGUCGGUGUCCUAGUCGUCUUACUAUCUUUACCGGACAACUCAGUUGCAGAAUGGCUAAACCACGGAGCUGACAUAACCAACUCGAGAAGUGUCAUGGACCAGAAAAUUAGCCCGCGAACGGUCUCAAACCUUAGGUUGAGAUGGAAGUUCUUCACUGGAAGGGACACAUCAGCCACUCCUGCAGUUGCGGAUGGUGUGGUCUACGUCCCCUCAUGGAAUGGCUUCUUGUAUGCCGUGAAUGCAUUUACCGGCAAGCUGCUCUGGAAGCAGAACCUUAGUGAGCUAACCGGGCUCCAGGGCACUGGAGUAACUGUCAACGUCACUGUCUCGAGAGCAACCCCGACAAUCGUGGGUGACCUCCUCAUCGUCACAAUAUAUGGGCCCGCCGUUGUGAUCGCCGUGACUCGGUCACGCGGGAGGCUUGUCUGGAUGACAGAAAUCGAUGCACGUCCUAGAGCAGUGGUCACCAUGUCUGGAACCGCUUAUAUGGGGGCAUUCUAUGUUGGAAUAUCGUCAUUAGAGGAGACCUUACCUGCUGCUGAAUGUUGCACUUUCCGUGGAAGCCUGGUGAAGCUAGACAUUAGGUCGGGUAAAGUUCAAUGGCAGACCUAUACAGUCCCUGAAAAUGGAGGCAAACUGGGUGGCUAUUCCGGAGGUGCCAUAUGGGGUAGCAGCCCUGCCAUAGACAAGAGGCGGCAGCUGGUCUAUGUGGCCACGGGAAACCUCUACACGGCCCCUCCUAAUGUCACAGAGUGCCAAGAGCGGCAGAACAAUGAGACGACAACACCAACUAGUCCCGAUCAAUGCAUUGGGCCUGAUGUCAACUUCAAUUCCAUCAUUGCAUUCAAUAUACAUUCGGGGAGGAUCAGGUGGGCUAGGCAGCUUGGCGGAUACGAUGUUUGGUACUUCGCCUGCUUGGUCCCAAACAACCCAGACUGCCCUCCUGGGCCAAACUUGGACGCUGACUUUGGCGAGGCUCCUAUGCUGCUCAGCAUAUCAUAUAAUGGGAGAAGACGGGAUGUCGCAGUGGCCGUGCAAAAGAGCGGGUAUGCUUGGGCUCUGGACAGGGAUAAUGGUGAUAUCGUUUGGUUCAGAUUGGCCGGACCAGGAGGUGAGGAGGGAGGAGGGCAGUGGGGUGCGGCCACGGACGUAAGGAGGGUGUAUACCAACAUAGUCAACAGCAACAGGUUGAGCUUCAGGCUAGCCCCCUCGAACCAGACCACCACCGCGGGGGCGUGGGUGGCCCUGGAUGCUAACUCCGGGGAGAUCCUAUGGUCCACAGCAAAUCCGAGCAACGACACCACCCAAGCACCAGUCUCAAUGGCCAAUGGAGUAGUCUUUGUGGGGUCGGUGGCCCCGAACGGCCCCAUAUAUGCGAUGGAUGCGAGGACUGGGAAAAUAUUGUGGUCGUAUGAUACAGGGGCUACCGUCUAUGGGGGGAUAUCUGCAAGCUAUGGGUGCAUAUACCUUGGGAACGGAUACACCGUGGGCUUAGCGUCAUUGCACCCGACUUGGACCCCAGGAACCUACAUCUUUGCCUUCUGCUUGAGUUAA
Messenger RNA from Punica granatum (pomegranate), 1590 nucleotides. The record is from RefSeq and is a predicted model, not a curated record. NCBI's taxonomy places the organism in Eukaryota, Viridiplantae, Streptophyta, Magnoliopsida, Myrtales, Lythraceae.